Didymodactylos carnosus is the source of this 2304-nucleotide messenger RNA. The record is from the annotation of a GenBank genome assembly. Lineage: Eukaryota; Metazoa; Rotifera; Eurotatoria; Philodinida; Philodinidae.
AUGUUAUUAACAACAGAAUAUAAUAUUUUUGCUAGUAAUGGAAUGAUAAUAACAAAAUUUAAUUAUCAAAAUGAUUUAGAACCACGUGUAUUUGAUUAUAUACCGUCCGAUUGUUAUGAAUGUUUGAGUUAUCGUGAUAUUAUUAUUACACAAUUAAACGAUAUACCAAUAAAUUCAUUUGAAAAAUUUCAUUUUGGACCAUCUGAUACUUAUUUAUUUUUAAAUGGACAAUUAAAAUUAUCAUUAAAAUCAUUUGCAUUUAAUAAUUGUAUUAUUAAUAAACCUAAUCAUACUAUGUUUAUUACAAUGUCAGCUCCAAAUUCAUGGUUAAAUAUUACAAAUGAAACAUUUAAUGGAUUAGAUAUUCGAUCAUAUUCAACAUUAAAAUUAAUAAUUAAAUAUUUUUAUGGUGUUACAUUUUAUCCUUAUUCACUUAAUGGAAUUAAAAUGGGAAAACAAUCAAAAUUAAUUAUUGAAAUAUCAUCUAUUACACAAGUACAUUUUAUGGCUAAUAUUUUUGGAAAUAAUUCAAUAUCAUCAGCAUUUAAUUCAUCAUAUGAAAUACAUCUUCUACGUAUAGAAACCGUUUUAUUUAAUGAAAAUAGUUUUUCAUUUAUUCAAUUAUAUGAUUAUCAAACAUUUACAAUUAAUUUAGAAUUAAUUUCAAUAUUAAAUUUUCAAAAAUAUUCAUUUUCUAAUUUAAUAUUAAAUUCAUAUUCAUCAUUUAAUAUUUAUUCUAUAUUUAUUACUAGAUUUUCAAUUGAUUCGUAUGCUUUUUCUAAUAUUAUUCUUAAUACAUAUUCAAAUUAUAAUUUAACAGUAAAAAUUCUUGGUACAUGUAUAUGUUUAACAUCUUAUUCAUUUUCAAAUUUAAUAUUAAAACCAUUUUCAACAUUUUAUAUGGCAUUUAAUAAUGUUCGUGGUUUAUCAUUAUUUUCUUAUGCAUUUUUUAAUUUACAAUUAAAUAUAAAUUCAAAAUUAAUUAUCGAUUCUAAUAAUCCAGUUAACAAUCCAAAUCCGAUUAUUAAUAUUGCUUCGAAUACAUUUAUAAAUAAUAAUGAUAUGAUAUUAUCUAAAAAUGAGGGAAUGAUUUAUUUUAAUUUUUAUCAUGUAAUAUUAAAUCGGUAUGAUAUUAAUUCAUUACGAAUGGAUAUUAUUUAUACAAUUAAUUUAAUAGAUAUUGGAUUCUUAGAUUUAAGUAAUUUAACUACAAUCGUAUAUCAAAUGAAACAAUUAACUAUUUUAUUUAAUGGUGUUAGAUAUGUUAAAUGGCCGUUAGUACAAAUAUCAUUAAAUCAAAAUUCAUUUUUUAACAGAGAACAAAGCGAGAUAAAUAAAGUACAAUAUCAUCGUACAUCGACAAAUGAUCAAACAGUUAAAUUUCAUUUUAUGUAUGUUUCAAAUCAGAGUUGUGUUCUUUAUAAUGCUCCAAUAGAUAUUCUAUGGUAUUUUCCAUCAAAUUCAUCGUGCAAUUGUCCACUGUUAUUUGCCUAUAAAAAUGGUAGAUUAGAUGGUCAAAUAAUUGAUUGUAUUCGAAAACAUAGUGGAAAAGAGAGUGCAUUAGCCAUAAAUGAAUGUAAAUUUGAUCAAAUAAAAGAAUUUUGUUCCGAAAUAUUUGACUUGUUUAAUCAGGCAACAAAACAGUAUAGUGACAAUGAUCAGAAUAAUUCAACCACAACAAAACAAUUUACUCCAUCACUAUGGGAAUACUCUAAAGCACGACAAACACAACAAAAAUGGAUGGAUAAAGAUUUAUCUAACACAUAUUUAAAUCCCGUUACUCUUCGACAAAUAGUUGAUAUAAAUUAUUUAAAAUGUAAUAUGAACUUUUCGUAUACGUCACCAAUUAUUAUACGAACAAAAUUAGGUAAUUUAGGACUUGUUAUUGGAAUUAUCAUUGGUAUAUUCGUUUUAUUAUUAAUUAUUGUUAUGGCACUAUUAAACGGUGUACAGUAUAAAAUGCGUGAAUACGAUCCCGAGUGGACUUAUCGACGAAAUAUAUCAUGGACAUCAUUAAGACGAACAUUAUCACAAACAUCAUUACGACGAUCUCGACGAGAUUUAAGAAUUACUGGAGUUACAAGUAAUGAAUCUGAUAUAAAUGAUAGAAGAAUUUCAAGAUCGGAUAAUCAACUAGAUCGUCUACAAUAUCAUGAUACUGAACAGUCUCAACUAUUUGAGAUUCAAAACUGUCAACGUUCGCAUAGAAAUAGAACAGUGAGAAACGAAAUAUUAGACGAUGAUGAAACAGAAGUUACAUGUGAACCAUCAGAUAUCGAUAACAAAAGAACGUUAAAGCGUUAA